CAGGCCACGCCCCCAUGUCCAGGCUCCUCGCCGCCAUGUUGCUCCGGCCUGUGUCUCUCGCUCUGCGUUUUUGCCGUUUCCGCUCGGGCGCCCCGGGGCCCAACGUGGCGGUGGUUCUCUCUGGGUGUGGAGUUUACGAUGGAACCGAAAUUCACGAGGCUUCAGCGAUUUUGCUUCACCUGAGUCGUGGAGGGGCUGAGGUCCAGGUUUACGCUCCUGAUAUCUCUCAGAUGCAUGUGGUGGAUCAUGUCAAGGGGGAGCCUACUGGAGAGAGCAGGAAUGUUAUGGUGGAGUCAGCUCGGAUUGCCCGUGGUAAGAUCCUGGAUCUUGCCAGGCUGAACGCCCAGGAUCACGACGCGGUUAUCUUCCCCGGUGGGUUUGGUGCAGCCAAGAAUCUCUCAACCUUUGCCAUGGACGGUAAGGACUGCAAAGUAAUCCCUGACAUCGAGCGUGUCAUCACCGAGUUCCACAGGGCACGGAAACCCAUUGGGUUAUGUUGCAUUGCCCCUGUGCUGGCUGCCAAAGUGCUUCCUGGAGUAGAGGUCACUGUCGGCCAUGAGGAUGAGGAUGGUGGAAAAUGGCCGUAUGCUGGAACAGCGGCAGCCAUCGUUUCCAUGGGAGGCAAACACACAGUCAGCGAGGUUGAUUGUGCUCAUGUGGAUCGUGAGAAUAUGAUUGUGACGACACCAGCCUUCAUGUGUGAAACUAAACUUCAUCACAUCUUCGAUGGGAUUGGAGCGAUGGUACAGCGAGUACUGAAACUAACGGGGAAAUGAUGCUGCUUAGACCACAACUCAAGCAGCAGAUCAAUGAUUAAUGAAUGAAUGUGUGGGUGAGUGAGCGGAUAUGUGUGUGUCUGGGGGCAUGUCUGGGUAUGUACGUGUACCUUGUCAGUGGGCGUGUGUGUAUGUUGGGCGGGGUGUGUGUGUCUGCCUACCUUGUCGGCAGUUGUGUGCACGCUUGUCUAACUGGGUAGGCGGCUGUGAUCUAGUCUGACCUAAUGAAGCUGCUGGAGCCUGCGAGAGAAUUUCAGUGACAGUAUUACAGGGUGAUCUGUGUAAUGCCAUUAAAAUGCCAUGAUUGGACAGUGGGUGGAUCAUUCUUGUCCAUGUGUGAGAUCUGCCAUGAUUGCUAUAUGAAUUACGCUGUGUUAGUUACCCUACAUCAGGUUAAGAAGUGUAAUCUGCUCUUUGUAGAAUUGAGUGAAUGUUAGGAACCAUUGUUUUGAUUUGGGAUCGAUUAAAUAUUACAAUCAUG
Molecule: messenger RNA, 1257 nt
Organism: Carcharodon carcharias (great white shark)
Lineage: Eukaryota; Metazoa; Chordata; Chondrichthyes; Lamniformes; Lamnidae
Gene: gatd3
Product: glutamine amidotransferase class 1 domain containing 3A
Exons: 7
Coding region: 15-776 (253 amino acids)
Cellular component (GO): mitochondrion
Source: RefSeq, a predicted model, not a curated record